Molecule: messenger RNA, 2415 nt
Organism: Trichoderma aggressivum f. europaeum
Lineage: Eukaryota; Fungi; Ascomycota; Sordariomycetes; Hypocreales; Hypocreaceae
Exons: 2
Coding region: 1-2415 (804 amino acids)
Biological process (GO): lipid metabolic process
Molecular function (GO): triacylglycerol lipase activity
Source: RefSeq, a predicted model, not a curated record
AUGGCCGACUUCUUCCUCCGCGCACCUCCGAUACCUCAAAUACACACCGGCAGCACCUCUACACCGUCGCCAAAGCGCCAGAAACACGCCUCGGCAUCUUCGCAGCCUCUGCAGCCCGCUGACCGGACCCUCGCACAAACCGUAUCGCAGACAGUCAGAGGAGCGGCGGGCUUCUUGCGAUCCUGGAAAGAUGGCGUGAGUCGCGAAGAGCGCGAGAAGGCGAGGCUCCUCGAAGAAAGAAAAAACAUACUCUGCCUGCGCAUGAAGAGCGCUGAGACAUUGAAACAAUGGCAAGCGGCAGCACAGGAACUCGACGUCCUCGAGGGCAACGAUGACUGGAGACGAGACGAUGAAAGCGACGACUACAACGCCAAGCUCAUCGAAGAGCGGCUCCGGGCGCUCGACGAGGCCCGCGAAAGUCGGGACAUCCGCACCAUGAUGCACCUCAUCCGAACGGCCCUGUCGCGCGAUCUCGGCGGCAUGGGUAACGUCGAUCUUUACCGGCACUCCUAUCUUGGCACCAAGACGCUGAUUGAGCGCUAUGUCGAGUCGACAAUCGAAACCAUCGACGCUGCCAUUGUCCACAGCGCCACGGACCAGGGCAUUGCCUACAAGGACCUGCUAGAAGGCAUGUUGCUCGCGCGCCAGAGCUUCGGACGAAGCGCCCUUUUAUUAUCUGGCGGCGGGACGUUCGGCAUGGCCCACGUCGGCGUCCUCAAGGCCUUGUUCGAGAACCAGCUUCUCCCCAGGAUCAUAUCCGGCGCCAGCGCUGGAAGCAUAGUCUGCGCCGUCAUGUGCACGAGGACGGACGAAGAGAUUCCGCAGCUGAUUAAAGAGUUUCCCUAUGGCGAUUUAGCGGUUUUCGAAGCCCAAGACAACCAAGAUGGCCUGUUGGACCACUUUCGCCGGCUGCUAACGGAGGGCUGCUGGUCGGACAUUGCCCAUCUCAGGAGAGUCAUGAGGGGUAUGAUGGGCGACAUCACCUUUCAGGAGGCGUACAACCGCACUCGACGCAUCCUCAACAUUUGCGUCUCAUCUGCAUCCGUAUACGAACUGCCACGGCUGCUCAACUAUGUCACUUCGCCCAACGUCAUGAUUUGGUCUGCUGUAGCGGCGUCUUGCUCGGUGCCUCUCAUCUUUAACUCGUCGCCCCUGCUGGUCAAAGACCCGGUUACGGGCGAACAUCGCCAGUGGAACCCUUCGCCCCAACGAUUUAUCGACGGCUCGGUGGACAAUGACUUGCCCAUGACGCGCCUCGCGGAAAUGUUCAACGUCAAUCAUUUCAUCGUGUCGCAGGUGAACCCGCACGUCACCCCGUUUCUCUCCAAGGAUGAUCACCUUUCACCCGAGAAUGAGCAUGCUCACAAGAGCGCCAAAAACGGUGGCGAUGACAUGGAUUGGAUAUAUACCUGCACAUCGCUAGCCAGAGACGAGGCUCUCCACCGACUGCAGUUUAUGGCCGAGAUGGGUUUCUUCCCUAACAUGAUGACCAAGUUUCGAAGUAUCCUCAGUCAAAAAUACUCGGGCAAUAUCAAUAUUUUGCCUGACCUGACCCUCGACAACCUCCCCGUGCUUCUCAGCAAUCCCUCUGUAGACUUUAUGCUGAAGUGCUGUCUCGUUGGUGAAAGAGCGACUUGGCCAAAGCUGUCUAGAAUACGCGAUAGCUGCGCGAUAGAGUUGGCGCUGGAUCGUGCAGUGCACCGGCUCCGGACGAGAGUCGUCUUCUCAGAGAGCCAGAGCAACCUCAGAAGCAUAGUCUCAUACAUGGGAGGCUUGCGGCUCAACAAGCAUGAUCAGACACCCAACCAGGCCAAUCUUGGUGUACCGCUUGCCAGUCACGGCCAAAAGCGUCAGCGACGAAGAUCAGGCGGGAGCCUCCUUUUGCCCGGCCCAGGAUUGGUCCUCGACACCGAUCUAACAGAUGAGGAGACUGCUGAGGAGGAACGCCUGGAAAUCUCCUCACGAAGACAUGGACUUGCCUCUUCCACUCCUCUGCGCAAGCCGCAGCUAAAAAGGUCGGCCUUGAGUCAGACGCAUGUGCCUCAGUUGUCCGUCUCCCAGUCUCAAUCAAACCCAAGAUUCAACUUCUCCAAGCCAAUAACCCCCCCGGCAAGUAUUCACGGCGAGCUGGAUGCUAUUGAUGCCGCGAACAUCAACUAUUUGGAACCAAGAGUUCCGAUUACUUUUAGUGACGAUGGGAAUGGCCACGUCGGGCCGUCGUUGGGGCCUGCGAUAUCUCCGGUUGACGAAAUCGAGACGAGUGAGCCAAACCACACGAGCGACACGGAAGUGGAGCAAGGGACCGAAGAGAGUGACCCCGAUGACAGCCAGUCUGCGCCUCUUGAGGACACUCCCAAACCAGCUAAUCAUGGCGCAUUUGGCCCUGCUGGGCAAGUCAUUGGCGGCUUUUGGUGA